UAGAGUGACCGAAUUUGACAGAGACCGAGACUUCACCAAGAUGAGAGUGGCUGCUUCCGCCCAGCUGGUUGAGCGCCUGAGGUCACAGACGGAGGCCCUGGAGGGUGACAUCUAUGGCCUUGUCCCGGAGUGUGGCAAGCCCUCAGCGGUGGCCAUGGCCCUCCUGGCGAGGGGGGAGGGCCAGGAGGACAUGGGCCACACCCCCGCACUGCUGCUGCCCCCCCCGAUGACCCGGCUUGGCGUCUUCAAGGUCACUGAGGGAGACGCCACCUGUCCUGAACUAGAGGACGGUGAGGUGUGCGCGGUGUGGGACCAGCGAGCGGUGGUGUGGUACAGUGGUGGCGGCGGUGGUGUGGAGGUGGAGGUGGAGGUGUUUGGGGCCACACAGGUGCACGCACUGUUUGGCGUGGCCAAGGUUGCCUUCACCCUGGAGCUGUGGUGCCGCCACGCCGCCAGGGACUCCACCCCAUCCCCCUCCCCCUCCCCCACCCCGGGCCCCGCCACCCACGCCACCCGAGGUAAUGCUGCGGCGCUGUGUGAGGAGCUGGACACAGCGGCGGCCUGCUUCAGGCUGCGCGGCGGCCGCCUCAUGCUGCACAGCGGCGACGGUGGCGGCGGUGUGCUGUGCGGCGGUGAGGCGGGGGUGGGGGCUGGAGACACAGCGGGCGGCGUGUUUUUCAAGGCUGCGGGGGGCAAGAAGAAGGGCGGUGGCGGUGCUGGUGGUGGUGGCGGCGGCGUGCAACAGGAAGUUGCCUUCCAGCUAGUGUACAACCGCAGUGCCGUGGUGGGUGAGGGCGGUGUGGCGGCGCCGGUGGUGCGGGUGGACAACUGUGAGUCGAGUGUGGUGUGCGCGGCGGUGAGCGGCGAGGCGGUGGCUUACCUGGACAAGAGUGGCGGGGUGGGGCAGCUGGGCGGGCUGCUGGCAGAGGCCGUGGCGGGGCAGGUGCGGCUGGCGGAGCACUGGCUGGCCCUGCAGCGGGGCCGCCCUGAGCUGCGCGGCCCUCUCACCGCCCUGGCCACGCUGCCCCAGGCGGCGGGCCACCUCCUGGCCCUGGUGUACCCUGCUGGGGUGGAAGAGGAGGCGCUGCGGGGGUACCGGGCGGCAGUGCACCGCGCCCUGGUGUUCCCCAGGGACCGCCCCAUGGUGCGCCGCGCCAACGCCCUCACCCCGGCCCCCGGCACCCGCCCCUCCGCCCUGGUGUGCCCCCACGCCGCCCUGGCCCCCCCGGGUGUGGGUGGGCGGGUGAGUGUGGUGCAGGGGGGGUACGCCUACUACCACUACCAGCAGGGCAAGAUGGACGACAAGGGGUGGGGGUGCGCGUACCGCUCCCUGCAGACCAUUGUGUCGUGGUACCAGCUGCAGGGGUACACGGCGCGCCCCGUGCCCUCACACCGCGCCAUCCAGCAGUGCCUGGUGGACAUCGGGGACAAGCCUGUGGACAUGGUGGGGUCGCGGCGGUGGAUCGGCAGCACGGAGGUUGGCUUCGUGCUGGAGACACUGUUCGGCGUGCACUCUCGCUUCCUGUGUGUGUCCAGCGGCGCAGAGCUGGCGGGCCGCGCCGCUGACCUGGCGCACCACUUCGACACCCAGGGCACCCCCAUCAUGGUGGGCGGCGGCGUGCUGGCCCACACACUGCUGGGCGUGGCGUGGGACGAGGCCACGCAGCACGCCACGGCCUUCCUGGUGCUGGACCCGCACUACACUGGCCCAGACGACACCCAGACAGUGACGGCCAAGGGCGGCGUGGCCUGGAAACAGCCUGACUUCUGGAAGACUGACGCCUUCUACAACCUGUGCAUGCCGCAGACACAACCCUGUAUAUAGGCCUAUGUAGACACAACCCUGUAUAUAGGCCUAUGCUCCUGUCUGUGUGUGUGUGUGUGUGUGUGUGUGUGUGUGUGUGUGUAAGAUUUGUUUACCAUAUAAUCUAUCUCUGUACUGAGUAUGUGUGUGUGUGUGUGUGUGUGUGUGUGUGUGUACUCUGAUACAUUCCAGCCUUGCAGUAUUGAGUGAGCGAAGUGUUCUGUGGCUGGAAGGUGUGUUGCUGUGUGGUGUGUGCGGUGACCACCACCACCACCACCACCACCACACACCAACACACACCAACAUUCAAUAAAAUAGAAACCAAA
This is a messenger RNA of Portunus trituberculatus (swimming crab), 2130 nucleotides long. RefSeq names its product ufm1-specific protease 2-like (gene Ufsp2). Lineage: Eukaryota; Metazoa; Arthropoda; Malacostraca; Decapoda; Portunidae. Bases 41 to 1825 code for a protein of 594 amino acids. The transcript is spliced from 3 exons. The record is from RefSeq and is a predicted model, not a curated record.